Messenger RNA from Hyla sarda, 1728 nucleotides. It is a transcript of the gene ANKRD53, whose product is annotated as ankyrin repeat domain 53. The record is from RefSeq and is a predicted model, not a curated record. Gene Ontology annotation, molecular function: protein binding. Bases 31 to 1305 code for a protein of 424 amino acids. Lineage: Eukaryota; Metazoa; Chordata; Amphibia; Anura; Hylidae. Gene Ontology annotation, biological process: regulation of mitotic cytokinesis; regulation of mitotic spindle organization; positive regulation of microtubule polymerization. Gene Ontology annotation, cellular component: spindle pole. The transcript is spliced from 6 exons.
AAUAUAAAAAGAGAAGAGACUGCGGCCGCCAUGUCUGAGAGAAUAACCACAGUGACCCCACAAAUUCUCGAACCCCUGGAGACCCCGAGAGAAAUCAUGACGGUUGCCAGAGAGCAGUUACUGGCGGCCUCCAUUGGAAACGUGGACUGGCUGCGGCUGUGUAUGAAGGCGGCGGACUCUCAGGUCAAGGCAGACAGAUACGGAUUUACUGCGUUACACAUGGCCGCCAUACACGGCCGCCUCCAGUGCCUAAAAUUGCUGCUGGAAGACUAUGGUAUGGAUGUCAAUGCGCCCAGUGCGUACGGAUGGAGGGCGCUGCACCUGGUGAUGAACCAGAAGAGCAGGCGGCGGGUAAUGCCAUGUCUGCGAUACCUGCUGCAGCGAGGAGCCCACGUCAACAUAAAGAGCCAGAACCUGACCACCCCCUUACACCGGGCCGCAAGCGAGGGUCUGGAAGAUUGCAUAGCCGUGCUGGUAAAGGCCGGAGCUGAUGUCCAUGCGAAGGACUUGGAUGGUAACCAACCCAUCGACCUGUGUCAUCUGUGGUGCCGCCGAUCUUCUGCCAGGUACCUCCGCAGUGCCACGUGGAAGAAAGACAAGGAGGACUAUGCACAGGAGCUGAAGAAGAUGGAGAAAGUCAUACAAGAUCUCGAAGAAACGGAGAUUCCACUUUAUGAUGACGAGGAAACCAAGAAUUUGACAGAAAAGUUGGACAUGGUCAGCUUGGAGAUAAACAUUCCGCCAAAAUCUAAACCAGGUUAUAAGAGUAUCCCCUCAGGUGAAGGUAGGAGAAUUCCAUCUGAGAAAGUGAAAAAAGGAACAACUGGAAUAAUACAAAGUAACAGAAAAUCACCCAAAGAAAGAGGUGAACAAAUGAGCGGCAGGAGUAUAGCAUCUUUCUGGAAUGCCAGUACCAACCCUCGUAGGCCUCAGACCUUAUACAUUGACCGGGUGCCGGCCCUCUGGCAGGGUUUAUACUCAGAAGAUGUCUCCAAGAAGGACCUUAGCGCCACAGUAUUACUCACUAAAGAUAAGCAGGGGCAACUGCAGAUCCAGACUCUACGAGGUCAAGUCUACUCUCCACCAGACCUGCCAUACGAAGUCAUCGAGAGGAGCCUAUUCCCUCGAAAAGGUCCUCAAGACCGGAUCAAGAAUCCCAAAGAUUUCAAGGCCGCUCACGUUUUUGAUGUGCCAAGAAAGCAACAACCCACCGGGUCACACAAGCCGGCUUCAGAGAUCUCUUUCCAUUUAAGACGGGACCUGGACUCCAAGUUCAGAAGUCGUGUAGAGAGGCAGGACCACUGAUGGCCGAAUUACAGUACCAGAGAUAAGUAAAGGAGACUAUAAAAACAACACCUUGUAUUACGUCUGUAUCGUAGAUGAGAAAGAACUCUCUAGACCAGUGGUCUCCAAACUGUGGACCUCCACGACACCUGCAACAUCUGAAGAUCCACAGUUUGGAGAUCACGGUGCUAGACGACUGUUCUGUAAUUCUAUUCUUUAGUUUAGUUUAGGGAAGAUCCACUACAGGGGAAGUAAUGCAAGAAAAAUGGAGGAAAGUCCCAUAGGCUCAGGAGUAAUUUUUACAGCUUAACCCCUUAAGGACCGGGGUUUUUUCCGUUUUUGCAUUUUCGUUUUUUGCUCCUUGCCUUUAAAAAAUCAUAACUCUUUCAAAUUUACACCUAAAAAUCCAUAUGAUGGCUUAUUUUUUGCGCCACCAAUUCUACU